Dictyostelium discoideum AX4 is the source of this 876-nucleotide messenger RNA. It is a transcript of the gene nit1-1, whose product is annotated as nitrilase 1. Lineage: Eukaryota; Evosea; Eumycetozoa; Dictyosteliales; Dictyosteliaceae. Bases 1 to 876 code for a protein of 291 amino acids. The record is from RefSeq and is a predicted model, not a curated record. Gene Ontology annotation, molecular function: deaminated glutathione amidase activity; hydrolase activity, acting on carbon-nitrogen (but not peptide) bonds, in linear amides. The transcript has a single exon.
AUGAUUAGAAAUUCAAAAAUAUUAAUGAAUAAAUUAAAAAGGAUUGGAUUAGGUCAAAUUACAAGUACCAAUAAUAAAGAGGAUAAUUUUAGAAAAUGUAAAGAAAUGAUAGAGAAAGCUGUUGAAAAUAAAGUGAAUUUAUUUUGUUUACCAGAAUGUUUUGCAUUUAUAAGUGGUGGAAUUCAUCAAUUUGAAUCAAGAGAUAAUGCAGAGUAUUUAGAUCAAAAAGGAGGAAUCAUUGAAAGAUAUAAAGAUUUAGCAAAGCAAAAUAAUAUUUGGUUAUCAUUAGGUGGAUUUCAUGAAAAGAUAUUGGAUGAUCCAAAUGAUAUGAUCUACAAUACUCAUUUAAUCAUUGAUUCAAAUGGUGUAAUAGUUUGCGAGUAUAGAAAGAUGCAUUUAUUUGAUGUCGAUAUUCCAUCAAAGGGUGUUAAAAUGAAUGAAAGUAAAGUUGUUAAAGGUGGUAAUGAUUUAGUGGUUUGUGAUUCACCAGUUGGUAAACUUGGUUUAUCAAUUUGUUAUGAUUUACGUUUUCCAGAACUUUAUCUAAGUCUAAGAAGAAUGGAUGCUCAAAUUCUAUUGGUACCAAGUGCAUUUAUGAAGAGUACUGGUGAAGCACAUUGGAAACCAUUACUUCAAGCAAGAGCAAUUGAAAAUCAAACUUAUGUCAUCGCUGCUGCUCAAACUGGUGAUCAUCAUUCUAAAAGAUCUUCCUAUGGCCAUUCAAUGAUCAUUGAUCCUUGGGGUAAGGUCUUACAUGAUUUACCUGAUAACCUAAAUGAUAUCGCUUUUGUUGAUAUAGAUCUCGAUUACAUUUCAACUUGUAGAGAAAACAUACCUGUAUUUAAUCAUAAAAAAUUAAAUAAUUAUAAAAUAUAA